GGGAAAAGGAAGUUUCGAAGAAAGAUGAACCAAGUCAACAAUCUACCUACUUAAGCCUUUGUAAGGAAAUUCCCACAAAAUAAAAAUGUUUGUGAUAAAUUUUCUACAAACUUGCGCAGCACACAUCCACCGUUCAGAAUUUUCUCAAGCAAGUUAGAUACAUAUCUUUUCAAUAUUUGAAUUUAACCUCAAACUCAUUAGCACCAACCAUGGCCACUAGAGAUGACAGGAGGAGGUCAAGGGAAAGGGAAUACGAAGAAGGAUUGGUGGUAAUACAAGAGAUGGUUAACAAACUCAAUACCAUUUUACAAGAAGGAACUCAAUCUUUCACUUCUGCAGAUUACAUGCGAUUCUACACAACGAUUUACAACCUCACUACCGCGCACCCAAUCCGCGAGUAUUCUCCAGAGCUGUAUGAAAAAUAUAAGGAGACAUUUGAAGAACACAUAAAUUAUAAGGUCUUGCCUUCUUUAAGAGGGAAGAAAGACCAAGAUUUGUUGCAAGAAUUGGUGACCAAAUGGGCAAAUUACAAAAUCAUGACUCGAUGGCUUUUUAGAUUCUUCCAUUACCUUGACAGAUACUUCAUUCCCAAUCGGAGACUCCCUUCCCUUCAAGAAACCAGCUUCAUAGCUUUCUAUAAUUUGGUGUAUGGCGAAAUAAAUGAGCAAGUCAGAAACACUGUUAUAUCUAUGAUUAACCAGGAACGCAAUGGAGAAGUAAUUGAUCAGGACUUGGUGAAAAGUACUGUGACAAUCUAUGUAGAAAUGGGAAUAGAAUCAAUGAAAUAUUAUGAGCGAGAUUUGGAAGCAUCACUGCUCAAGGAAAGUGCUGCAUUUUAUUCAGAGAAGGCCUCCAAAUGGAUACAGAACGAGUCCUAUGAAGAUUACAUGUAUUUGGUUGAACGAUGCUUGAAGCAUGAGAAAGAAAUAGUUUCUUCUUAUCUGCCAGCCACAACUCAAGAUAAGAUAAUACAGGCUGUUGAACAUGAAUUGCUUCAAGAGAAAGCCAGUGAACUUGAAGGGAAAAAAAUGAUUUGGUAAUGAAUUUUUUUUGGCAAAUUAGUAUGCUUUGUAAUAGUUUUAUUUUUCAGACUAUUAGGGCAUUAACUAAAUUUUAGUGGGACAAUCUCAAUUUUUUGUUGGCAAA
This is a messenger RNA of Manihot esculenta (cassava), 1146 nucleotides long. Its product is annotated as cullin-1. The coding region runs from base 210 to 1040 and encodes 276 amino acids. Gene Ontology annotation, biological process: protein ubiquitination; ubiquitin-dependent protein catabolic process. Gene Ontology annotation, molecular function: ubiquitin protein ligase binding. The record is from RefSeq and is a predicted model, not a curated record. Gene Ontology annotation, cellular component: cullin-RING ubiquitin ligase complex. The transcript has 7 exons. Lineage: Eukaryota; Viridiplantae; Streptophyta; Magnoliopsida; Malpighiales; Euphorbiaceae.